Molecule: messenger RNA, 3364 nt
Organism: Coregonus sp. 'balchen'
Lineage: Eukaryota; Metazoa; Chordata; Actinopteri; Salmoniformes; Salmonidae
Source: the annotation of a GenBank genome assembly
ACUAAAUGCUCGUUUUUGUUUUCUGUUGCAAAAACGUUUAGCAACGGUGUGCCCUAAUGGACACGACUCUGAGCACCCCCAACUACGGGUCCUCGGUUGAGUCAGACUGAAAUAACAAACAUGGCUUCCCCAUACAGUCAUGAGUGGAGAGCAGUUUGCGACAAAUUUAAUAAUGCUCAAAAUCUAUCUGAAGUAGAAUCAAGAAAAGACCCAGAAAAUGACCCUUUUCGGUCGAAGUAUAAGGCAAGGGAGCUUUUGAGAGAGAUAUACUGCUCUUUGAAGAAUUUCGAUGUCGGUGAAAACGAGAGCGUCAAUGAUGAAGCCGACCAGCGCCCGACAGAGCAGCCCGUUGACGGAGGAAUGCAGGAGGGCUUUGGGAGAGGCCACUGUGGAGCCUCCCCAGCCGGAUCAAGAGCAGCUAAACUCGGGGCGGUGGAGUAUUAUCUUGGUGUAAACCACGUGGAAACAGAAGAGCUGUCUGCUGGAGAGGAACAUUUGAUGAAUUGCAUGACAUUGCUGGAGAAGUGCAGCAUAUCACCAGAGAACGUGUCUUUGUUCAUCCAAGUCAGGGUAAUUAAAUUAAAUUGUAUUCGUCACAUACAGUUUACAGCCGGUAUGUGCCAGCUACCUCAAUCUAGCUAUCUUUAAUUUAGUUGCAACUAGCAGUCCAGUGCAUAAUAUUUGUACAAUGAUCUAUGCACACACAUUGUCUAACUAACCUUAGCUAAAGAUAAUGAAGUAAGUAGCUAGUAAAAUUCUGUGAACUGACUUUAUUUUUAUUUUUUCAGAAUCAACUGGGCAUUCUGUGGGCUGGCAGGGAUGAAAUUGAGAAAGCCCAAGGAUUUUUGGAAACUGCAGAAGCAAUGUAUAUUCGGUACAUGAAAGAGGUAGCAAGGCAUGAGACUGUCUAGAUGCAUAAUUUACCUACUUAGCUAGGUUCGUUUUGGGACAAUAGCAAACAGCAGCAUCAUCAUGCCUCAUCAUCUUUCAUCAGGAAGGCCAGCCGCAGUGCAUUCUGGAUUAUUGUCCUGUCAGACUGAAUCCUAUGGCGGCUGUUUAAGAAUUUUGACCUUGAAAAUGCUGAAGAGAUAAUCUAUUGUUUUGUUUUAUUCACACCAUAGGAUGGGCAACCCCCAAUGGACCUAACUGAGUUCUUUGUGGCAGAGGAAGAUGCAUUACCCCAACAGGAGAGGACCAAGAGGUAGUGAUGUCAUUCUUGUGUGGAGUCUUUCAACAGUUUCAGAAAUAAAUGACAUUGCUCUUUUAACUUUUCCCUUUUCAAUCUCUUCAAACAGAUUUGAAAUGGCUUAUACCCACACACUGUACUAUCUUGCACAAGUGUACAAGAACUUGGAGCAGUAUGAGAAAGCUGGGGGCUACUGCCACAGCACUCUGCAGAGACAGCUGACAUUCAACCAGUUCAUUCCUCUGGAAUGGGCCAUCAAUGCAGCCACGUUAUCACAAUAUUACAUCACCAAGGUAAAUGAUAAACUGUAAAUAUGUGUUGUCUUCAUCAAGAUGAAUGACUUGUCAUGUAUUUACAGUCGGUACAUUACUUGAUUUCUUCAUAAUGAUAUUUUGUAUUUUAUUAGGAUCCCCAUUAGUUGUUGCGAAAGCAGCAGCUACUCUUCCUUGGGUCCACACAAAACAUGAAACAUGACAUAAUACAGAACAUUAACUAUGGAUUAAUCUCACAUGUUUUGUUCUUCCUCCCAGACCCUCUACAUGGAGGGCAGGCACUGUCUAUCUGCUGCCAGUGUCAUAGCAGACCUGGCCGGGGAGGUCCCCUCAGAAGCCGCUGCCCAGGAGAGUAAGUUCUCACUCUGAAGUCAUAUACUCAGCCUUGACAGUAUAUGUUAUUUCUGAAAUGUUUAAGUUGUCUUUCUUUCUAUACUCAUUAAUACACAUCUCAAACCUUUUUCUUUAGGUGAAGCUGAAGCUGAGAAGCGAGACCAACUUAGACAGAAGAGAGCUGAAAUAGCCAGGUGUUGGAUAAAAUACUGUCUUAAUUUGUUGCAAGAUGCCAAGAAACUUCUCGAGGUAAUUUAGAUAUCUUCAGAUCUAAUGUAAUUCCGUAGAUGAUUAGCCUGUAAUUGUGAGACAAUAUAUUAUUGUUAUGUCUACUGCUCUGCACAGGACAACAUUGGAGAGCUAGAUAUGGAUCGUCAGGCGGAGCUGAGAGCAACACGGCUACAUGAGGAGGAGAAGAAGGAGAGGGGAAGGAAGAGUGCUGUUCUGUUUGGUUCCAGUGACACCUUUGACUCCAUCUGUGGCCUGGAGGAGAAAGUGAGUUGUGUCUUCCCCGUGGACUUUGAGGAGGCCCGCGCCAUCUUCCUGGUUGGCCAGACCUACGUAAACCAAGCCAAGGAGUACUUUGAGAUGGACGGCCACGUCACAGACCACAUCGAGAUCCUGCAGGACCACAGCGCUCUCUUCAAGGCCCUGGCCUUCUUCGAGGACGACCUGGAGAGGCGCUGCAAGAUGCACAAGCGGCGCGUGGACAUGAUGGAGCCCAUCUGCAAAGACCUGAACGCCCAGUACUACCUCCUCAUCUGCCGCCAGCUGCAGUUUGAGCUGGCUGAGACCUACUACGAGAUGAUGGAUCUAAAGCUGGCCGUGGCCAACAAGCAGGACGACCUGGAUGCGCACACAGUCAAGAAGUUUAACCACCUCUGCUCCUCCUCCACUAAGUUCUACCAGAUGUUCCUCGACUCCGUCCGCUCGCCAGAGGGCAAAUGGCCGGAGAAACUGGAGGACGAGGUGCUGAGGCCGGCACUGGUGGCUAAGUUCCGGGUGGCUCGUCUACACAGCAGGCUGAUCUCGUCCAGCACAACCGUUCAGCUGGAGAACCUGAGCCGCUCCCUGGAGUGCUACAACUUUGUGGUCCAGUACUGCAAGGACAACCCAGAGGCUAAAAGCGCCAUCGAGACAGAGCUGGAGCUGAGCGAAGAGAUGUCCAGCCUUCUGCCCCUCAAGAUCAACCGACUCAAGGCAAAGUUGGCCUCCUCUAACUGACUCUGAAUAUGGACCUAAACUCCACACUACAAAGCCUGCUUAAACACCCCUAUCAUAUAUUGCAUAUGUAAUUCUCCUCAACCCCCAUCUGCAUUUCCUGAUGUCACUGUGUAACGUCUGUUACUUUUGGAUAAAUUAACCACACCUUUAAUAACUUAAAACAAUUAGCUAUAUGCAUGAUACCACAUUAUUUGCCUAAUUUAUUUGUUCUCCUAGCUGAUUGAAAAUAACUGUCAUGUUGUAUGGUAUGUAGAUCUGUUUAUUUCCAACUGACAACACAAAAUAAACAUAAGGUGCAAAUAACCUUACUUGUCUCUCAAAAUGUUCAUUGUUGAAGUUAAUUUGAACA